AAUCUUUCUACUGUGCCUCCUUCGAUUAGCGCUAUCACACGCUGCUGCCACGCUAAUUAGUGUCAAUUCUACAACUCACUCGCGAAAACAAAGCACCAAGCCCCAUUCUCUGUGCCGCCAUUUGUUCCCGUUUCGCUCCACUUCUUGCCCGGAGGCCGUGAUGACCUGCAAACCGUCGUCGCAUCGCAUCGCUCUGUCUUCAUCGUCGUCUCCGUCAGCAAUCAUCCCAGCCCAGCUUGUCAUCAUUCUGCUUUUGAGCUUCAAGCUGAAGGUUUUCCUUCUUCUGUGUCUAUUGUUUCGCUGUUGCGACUACAGUCGAUUCUUUCACGUGGAGUCGAUAUCAUCGACGUGAAAACGAUUUUCCGGGCUACUAUGAUCUACCCAAAUAAUGACGUUUGUCUGUACGCCACCACCUGCUCGCUCGGACACGCUGUCGGGUGUCCUUCAAAGUCGGCGUGCAACGUCUCAUCCCUUGUCCAAGUUUCGGCUUCGUCCUCGCCUACUACUCUUCGCCUUUCAACUUCCGAGAUCGAUUUGAAAAUUGAGUGUCAAAUUCGUUUCCGCUGACCCAUUGCCGAACGAAAUUAAAACGCUUCGUUAGCUGCUAACCAUCUCUCUCUCUCCCUCCAGGAUCCGGACCGAGCCUUUUCUCGGUGAUUAUCGAUCCGGUUCCUCUGGUUUUCUGGUGCCUCUGCCUCUGCCUGUGGUGGUACAGUUCAUUCACGUAAAAUACCCGUUUUCACGCGCAACGGCAGGCGAGGCGCAAGGAUUGCUUCGAUGCUGCUGUGAUGGUUUUUCCCCCAUCCAUCUGUCAGACGCACGCAGCGGAACGGAAAGUUUGCAUCAUUUUCCACACAUCGUUUUACCUUAAUCUCACCGUGACAUCUCGCUCUGGCAUUCCCUGUUUGCCGGCCCACCGUCCGGUCGCAUUGUCUCGUUUUCGCGUACCGUGUCCAAAAAACACAAACUUCCGUCUCGUCAGACUGACAGAAGAUCACAGCAGGAUGAUGACAACCGGCGGCGGGAGAGAAUAAUGGAAAAAGUGCGUGCCGAGUCAUGGCCUGCUUUUUUGCUGUUUGUAACCAGAAACCAGAGAAGCGAGAGAAAUUGUCAAUAAAAUGGAUUUUGAUUAUGAAAUUGUGUGUGAAAAGUAGUAGGCACAACACCACCAACCAUUUUUCCGAAAACUCCUCCCCAUUAGCUAUGCUCGCUGGCAGCAGAUUGGCCGUUCAGCUGUGACGGAGACUUGACUGACGGCUGACUGCUUGGAUGGCAACCGAGAGCAAGAGAGAGAAAACGCGCGACUGACACGCCCCUUUUCACGGGCUUCGCCUGCAUGCACACCACUACACAGCGCGACGUACGCACUGGCUCUCGGUUUUUUGUGUGUUGGUACGCCUGGCUGGCUGGACGUGAACCGCGCGCGGUUUUGUUUGCAUUCGUGUUGGUGUUGGUGCAAGCAAGGGCAGGGUUGAGCAAUCGCGGCGCGAGAGAGCGCAUCGCGUGCUUCCACAGAUGAUCGCCGCAGUGUCCGAUGAACGGAGGAAUAGCCCAAACGCGAAAAUUUCUUGCUGCCGCUGGUCUGUUGUCAUCGUCGCCGCCGCCGUUGUCGUUCUGGUAGUCGUAGUAGGCCGCCGAUUUCAAUGUUUUUCGCGCACAACCGUGGAUAAUUUUUCGUUGUUUACAGAGAAGAAGUUAUACGAUUGAUUUGUGCAAGCGCGAGCGCCCCUUGGUGAAUCCGUCAAAAGUGUCAUCGCGGUUGACAGCAAAUCGCCCGUAGAAACGUCACUUUUUCUGACCGGGGGUCAAACCCGUCUCCAAGCCAACGUUCAUGCGUGCGGUGUAGGUGUAUGUGUGCGUGGGUGUCAUUCAUGCAGAAGCAAUCCUUUUUCGUACAAGGACAUCGGAAAUACGUACGGUCCUUUCCGGUUCGUGGUUCAGUGAUUAAACGGGCGUGAAAGUGUUCAUCCAUGGAUUUGCUCUGGGUAAUAAACAGUCGAUUUGUGGGAUUUACACCGGAAUAAAACUUAACAGUGCAAAAUAUGUGUGUCUAGUGCGCCAAUGUGUGAAUCACAGCAAGCCAAAUACCUCAUGUAGUGUGAAAGCAUCGUAACAAUCGACGACAUCCAGUUCUAGAUGAAAGUAAAAAUCUAUUGUUUCUAUAUAGGAUGAGUGCCUUACAGGACCAAAAGCAGGAAUGUCGAUGAAUGUAGAGAACACAUCGCAACUAAACCAAUAGUACAAAACUAUAUCGAAACACUAUUUUAAACAUCAAAACCGUUAAACGUGAAUAAAACAAUUCUACAACAGAAGAAACCUCAGAAACGUCACUUUUGGCACUCUGGAUCUCGUGGAUAACCGCAAUCAUAGUAGGCAUCGUACGUUUACACAAAUCAACAUCCAAGUUGGAUUCGACCGGCGGAGAUUUUAGCAGCACCGAUUUGCUGCACCGAUUCGGCAACAAAGCGUUGCCGUUCGUGGGCCAUCCACCGCCUGCCCAGUUCUACCAGUCUCCGCUGACAUUGCUCCAGCCACCGGCCACGUCCUCACCGACGCCGCAGUCCUCUCAGUCGGAAGAUACGCGAAAGGCCACAGCAGCAGCCGCCGCCAUCAAGAUGGAACCAGUUGGACAAGAAUCUGAACUGGGAUAUCUUCAAGAAAACACAGCUCAACAGUACGGCGAAGUGAACCAGCUGGGCGGAGUGUUCGUCAACGGUCGGCCCCUUCCCAACAGCACCCGGAUGCGAAUCGUCGAACUGGCCCGGCUCGGCAUCCGACCCUGUGACAUCUCCCGCCAGCUCCGGGUCAGCCACGGGUGCGUCUCCAAGAUACUAGCACGCUACCACGAAACCGGAUCCAUCCUGCCGGGUGCCAUCGGGGGCUCGAAGCCCCGCGUCACCACCCCCAAGGUCGUAACGUACAUCCGCGAGCUCAAACAGAAAGACCCGGGCAUCUUCGCGUGGGAAAUUCGCGAUCGGUUGCUGUCCGACGGCGUUUGCGACAAGAACAACGUCCCCAGCGUCAGUUCCAUCUCGAGGAUCCUGCGGAACAAGCUGGGCAACAUCACGCACCACCACACCGGAAGUCACACGCCGCACACGCCCCACCUCUACAACUCGAUCUACCCCUCGUACCCCUACACGACGGCCAACUCGCUCAAGUCGGAAAUGUCCUGCGGCGGCGGAAGUCCGUCGCCGCCGACGCCGGGAGUGACGCCGAUCCGGUCACCUCACCACCACCACUGUUGGCCCUCGUCCCACUCCGUCACCGACAUCCUGGCCAACGUGCACCAUCAGGCGGCUGUGGCGGCGCUUCGCAACGGUGGCAACGUGCCGACGUCCCAGUGCCACACGACGCCACCGCCGCCGUCGCUGGGUUCGGUGGUGCCGAACAUGGCCGCCGCAGCCGCCGCCAACAUGCAGCACCAAAUGCAGGACAGCGGCCACCACCACCAGUCGCCCAACUCGUACAACUACUACAUGUAUCUGCAGAGCGGCGGAAUGCACCACGGCGGACUGGCCAGCGCUUCCGGGUUAUAGGACGCCGCCGACGUCGGUGGCAUCGGGGGGACGAGGCCGUCGGUGUCGGCCUCGCUGUUCGCUCAGAGUGUGCUGUUCUAGGGAUGGCAGGCAGGAUGGCAGGACACGGUGUGCUAGGUCAAAUUUUUCGGAAUGCGAGCGCGUGGGACAAACUGCUGUUCAAUUAGUGUGUAGAUAAGUGUUUUUAAUAGGUUUUUACUUAUUUGGAUGCCGGUUCUUGAGGACACCAGAGAAUGAAAUGGAACGGGAGGGAGUAAGGAUGCUGGUUAAAAAGUGAAAGGGGAAUAUUGGGAGUGGGGAUCUCUUGGGAAAAGAAUUAGUGAGAAGAAAACUUCAAAAAACCAGUGCAAUAUGAACCGUUAGGAACCAGUUGAUUUGUCUCAGUUUAUUUAGUUUUAUUAUUAGUGAUAACUCAGAAUUGUGAUUGUUUGGUUGGAGUAGUUGUGGAAAUCACGAUCGAUGCAAAAGUUAUGAUUAUGCUACGUUAUCGAAUUUUACAACGUUAUGCGAGGUACACACUUCAAACGGAAUCGCUCAAGUAAUUUUCGUUCAGUGCAUUAUUUUUCCGUGACCGGAAUGAUCAAGAAAUGUAACACAGCAAGCCCCAUUUGAUUUGACGUUUCAUUUCAGCUCCGUACUAGGAUCCGGAAUAAAGCGACGCUUCCUUAUUUCUUGAGCGAUCCCUGGCCUAAAUUUUCCACGCAUCGAGAUAGGCCAAGAAAUUUCUUGCGAUCUGCAUACUACCAAAGAAUAAAAAUAGAAAGAAUGCCUUCUCUCGCUAUUUUCUAUGUAAACGUCAAGUGACAAGACAAGUGGCGCUCUCUAAUCGUUUCAAGGUGGAAGCUCUAUGUAACAGUGUUCGUGAUUUGUCAUAAGAGAAGGUGGUGUGCGUAUGUUUUGGUAUCCGCAUUCAAUCAGUAACGCACACUACCGCAUGAAGGUUGAGCUCUCAUCCGCAGAUAGCGCUGCAGUAGUGUCCACCCGAGCAUCAGCGGAGUGGGCUUUCUUGAUAUUCUUAUUCUUUGGUAUAAUGCACCUCAAAUUGUGAGUAUUAAACUACCCUCCUGGAAAAGCCCUACACUGAACGGUGGCUUGCGGUGAAAAUUACUAUUCUGAGGGUCAAUUUAAAUACACAACGCCACUAAAUUUGUGCAGACUGAGUUUCGUUUCAAUUCAACAGAAAUAUGUUUUCAAUUCUACCAUGGACUCGAUUUUCAAUUAAAAAAAGUUUCUGUUGGCAACCGGAUUCGAACCAAGAACCUUGAUAUCACCAGGCUCGCACGCUACCACUCGGCUAUCGAAUCGGUUGAUGUUAGAAGAAACAAAACACACACAAGAAGCGUUGGUAGGUCGAUGAUCAUGUUUUGCCAUGGUAAAUUUAAAAACAUUGUUAUGCUUGUCAUUACUGCAAGCCGCCUUUCAGUGUACGAGGACUUCCAGCAGGAAAUCCUGUAACAAUCCCAGUAGGAACUCCUGGAUAAACUUCUGAAGGAAUCCCAGAAGGAAUUUUUGGAGGAAUCUCAAGAGAAACUCUUGGGAGAAUUUCAGGAGGACAUCCUAGAGGUAUCCUAGAAGGACCUCCUAGAGGAAUCUCAUGAGGAACUUCUGGAGGAACCCCAGAAGGAACUCCUGGAGGAAUUCCAGGAGGAACUCUUUGAUGCACCCCAGAAGGAACUCCUGGAGAAAUCCCGGAGGAACUUCUGGAGGAUCUCCUGGAAGAAUCCCAGGAGGAACUCUUUGAGGAACCCCAGAAGAAACUGCUGGAGGAAUUCCAGGAAGAACUCCUGGAGAAAUCUCAGGAGGAAUCCCAAGAGGAACUCCUAGAAGAAUCCCAGGGUACUUCUGGAGAAAUUCCAGGAGGAGCUUCUGGAGGAAUCCCUGGUCUGACUUCUGGGGAACCCCAUGAAAAAAUCUUGGAGGAAUCCCAAGGAAGAACUCCUGGAAGAAUCCCAGGAGGAACUCCUGGAGCGAUUCCCGGAGGAACUUCUGGUAGAAUCCCAGGAGGAACUCCUGCAGGAAUCCCAGGAGGAAUCCUUUGAGGAACCCCAGAAGGAACUCCUGGAGGAAUCCCAGGAGGGACUCCUGGAGGAAUUCCCGGAGGAACUUCUGGAGGAAUUCCAGGAGAAACUUCUGGAGGAAUCCCAGUAGGAACUCCUGGAGGAAUCCCAGGAGGAACUCCUGGAGGAAUCCCAGGAGGAACUCCUGGAGGAAUCCCAGGAGAAACUCCUGGAGGAAAACCCAGGAGGAACUCCUGGAGGAAUCCCAGGAGGAACUCCUGGAGGAAUCCCAAGAGGAACUCCUGGAGGA
Molecule: messenger RNA, 5846 nt
Organism: Aedes albopictus (Asian tiger mosquito)
Lineage: Eukaryota; Metazoa; Arthropoda; Insecta; Diptera; Culicidae
Gene: Poxm
Product: paired box protein Pax-1
Exons: 3
Coding region: 2616-3539 (307 amino acids)
Biological process (GO): regulation of transcription by RNA polymerase II; anatomical structure development
Molecular function (GO): DNA-binding transcription factor activity, RNA polymerase II-specific; RNA polymerase II cis-regulatory region sequence-specific DNA binding
Source: RefSeq, a predicted model, not a curated record